Messenger RNA from Hepatospora eriocheir, 1515 nucleotides. The record is from the annotation of a GenBank genome assembly. Lineage: Eukaryota; Fungi; Microsporidia; Hepatosporidae.
AUGAACAAUCAGCAGUUGGUAUUUCAGACAGAGAAAGUAGAAGAUUGUAGAACAGGUAAAAGACAAGUAAUUUCAAAUAUUGAGACGUGUGAGAAGAUAGAAGAGUUCAUGGGAACUACAUUAGGACCAUAUGGACUUGACAAAUUAUUUUAUGGAGAGAAAACAAUAAUUACAAAUGAUGGAGCAACUAUUAUGGAUAUGAUUGAAUUUGAUCAUCCAAUUGGAAGAAUAUUGGCAUCAAUGAGUAAAUCUCAAGAUUCUAAGUGUGGAGAUGGAACAACUAGUAUCGUUUUGUUAGGAUGUGAAAUCUUAAGAAAUAUUAAGAAACUACUAGCUGAUAACUUUGAGAUUAAAGAUAUUGUUGAAGCUUUAAGAACACUAAAAGAACUUUGUGGGAAUAAAAUAGAAGAACUUGUAGUUGAGUAUAAUAAAGAAAACCUUGUUAAACUUGCAGAAACAUGUAUGAACUCCAAGAAUGUUAGAAAUAACAAGUCAUUCUUUAGUAAAACACUGGUAAAGAAUAUUCAUAAAAAAAUGUCAGUGGAUUCAAACAUUAAUUUUAUCUAUCAAAUAGGAGGAUCAUUUGAAGAUUCAUUUAUUUUCAAUGGAAUAGCAUUUGAGAAAACAUUCACUUACGCAGGAUAUGAACAACAACCUAAAAUGAUUGAGAAUCCAAAAAUUGCAUUUAUAAAUAUUGAAUUAGAGUUAAGAAGUGAGAAAGGUGACACUAAAUUUGAACUUACAUCAGUUGAUGAAUACAAAAGAUUUGUAGAUGCCGAAUACAAGAUAUUAACAGAUAAAUUAGAUGUUUGUAUUGAAAGUGGUGUAAAUGUUGUAUUGAGUUCACAGCCAAUAGGAGAUAUUGCAACCCAGUAUUUUGCUAAACAUAAUGUGUUUUGUGCAGGAAGGGUAGAAAAUUUAGAUCAAAUAGCCACUGCUUUAGGUGGAAAAGUGACGAGUAUUAUUGAAUUACUUUUCUUAGGUUCAGCAGAUUUAUUUGAAGAAAAACAAUUAGGAAAUAAGAGGUUUAAUUUUUUUACUAAAAAGAAAUCAGAGAUAAAAACAUUUAUAGUACGAGCACCUACUACUGAAAUUUUAUCAGAAGUUGAAAGAAGUUUACAUGAUACUGAAUUUGCUAUUAGAUCUGCAGUGGAAUCUAAAAAGAUUAUAACAGGGGGUGGUUCAGUUGAAAUGGAAUUAAGUAAAGCUAUAAGAGAAUAUUCAAUUACAAUAAAUGAUAAUAGGAGGUUUAUUUAUGCGGCUAUUGGACAGGCAUUAGAGAAAAUUCCAACACAACUAAGUGAGAAUUUUGGACAGGAUGCAAUUGCUACUGUACAAAGAUUGAGAAUGUUUCAUUCCGAAAAUCCUUUUUAUGGAGUGACAAUAGGAGAGCCAGCAGAUAUGAAAGUACUUGGUGUGUUUGAACCAUUGAAUGUAAAGUUAAAUGCCAUUUUAGGAGCAUUUGAAAUAGCAGAAUUAAUAAUUCAAAUUGAUGGAACAUUAAUUUCUAAAUAA